Molecule: messenger RNA, 399 nt
Organism: Hyaloscypha bicolor E
Lineage: Eukaryota; Fungi; Ascomycota; Leotiomycetes; Helotiales; Hyaloscyphaceae
Exons: 2
Molecular function (GO): carbon-sulfur lyase activity
Source: RefSeq, a predicted model, not a curated record
GGUUCAUGUCACUGCAAUUCCGUGACAUGGACUGUCAAACUUGGCGUUGCUGAGCACGUGCUGUGUCAUUGUAGGACGUGCCAACAACUUGGAGGUGGUCCAUACAGCUGCAAUCAGAUUGUACCUAAGGAAGCCCUCAAGAUUCUCACGGGGUCACCCAAGGUCUAUACCUAUACAGGCGCAUCAGGGAAAUCGGUUGAUUGCUUCUACUGCGGAAACUGUACUUCACAUAUCUAUCACCACCAGGCAGUGAUGCCUGAUAAGAUCAUUAUCCGCACGCUACUGCUGAAUGGUGGACCUGAAAUGCCCGCAACGGCCGAGAUAUUUGGUGAAGGCAGAUUGAAUUGGGUGAAGGAGUUGCAAGAAAGCUUGACAAAUGGAACGAAGAAGCUUCCUUGA